Messenger RNA from Gasterosteus aculeatus aculeatus (three-spined stickleback), 3885 nucleotides. It is a transcript of the gene tle2a, whose product is annotated as TLE family member 2, transcriptional corepressor a. Gene Ontology annotation, biological process: regulation of DNA-templated transcription; negative regulation of canonical Wnt signaling pathway. Gene Ontology annotation, cellular component: transcription regulator complex; nucleus. The record is from RefSeq and is a predicted model, not a curated record. Gene Ontology annotation, molecular function: protein binding; transcription corepressor activity. NCBI's taxonomy places the organism in Eukaryota, Metazoa, Chordata, Actinopteri, Perciformes, Gasterosteidae.
GUCUCCGAGCCCACAGGCAAACCACAUCACCGCCCCCCCCCCCCCAACCACCCCCACCCCCCCCAUCUGCCCUGCAUGCUACCGACGGCGAAGACGUAUCGGAGAGGGGGGGAAAACCAAAACCCGAUAUCAUAAUUGCUGGAAGCGCGAAGUUGAGGACUUGAGGAAGAAAAAGCUGCGUCGGACCCGGGUGUCCUCUCCUCUCGUGUCCGCCCCCCCCCCUCCUCCCUCGCCGGUGCCCGCGACGCGUCGAGGGCGGCGCGGUGUGCGGUCGGAGAUAUAACCCAGAACAAAGGGAGCCUUGGAAGGCGAGGAAUGAGCGAGCCGAGGCUAGCUUCGCCACAUUGCCUUUGAAACCGGGCCAAAUGCCUGCCUGAGAGCGACGGUAGGACACCGGCGGCGCGUAUUUCUCGACGAAGCGGUUUUUUUUUUUUACCGCCCCGAAAAGGCAGAAAGCGGAAGAACAAUAAUAACAAGAAGAAGAAGAAGAAGACUGGUACAGAGGGGAGAAAGGGAAGAAGAAAACGCACACGGGGGACACACAAGUCGGCGGCUACAAUGUUUCCUCAAAACCGACCACCGGCGCCUUUGCAGCCACCCCCGGGGUCCUCGGCCUCAGUGGUGGCAGCAGCAGCAGCCGCGGCGGCGUCGGGGGCGCCCCAGUCGCUGAAGCUCACCUACCCGGAGACCUUGGACCGCAUCAAGGAGGAGUUCCAGUUCCUCCAGACGCAGUACCACAGUUUGAAACUGGAGUGUGAGAAACUGGCCACAGAGAAGACUGAGAUCCAGAGGCACUACGUUAUGUAUUACGAGAUGUCCUACGGCCUUAACAUAGAAAUGCACAAACAGACGGAGAUUGCCAAGCGGUUGAACGUGAUCUGCGCUCAGCUCAUCCCCUUCCUGUCACAGGAGCACCAGCAACAGGUGGUCCAGGCCAUGGAGCGCGCCAAACAGGUGACCAUGGGGGAGCUAAAUGCUUCGAUAGGGCAGCAGCUUCAGGCGCAGCACCUCUCCCAGCAUGCCCAGGGUCUGCCAAUGGGCCCGCACCCGUCGGGGCUGUCCCACCCCGGCCUGGCGCUGGGCGGAGGGUCCAGCUUGCUGGCCUUGUCCGGGGCUCUGGGGGCCCAGUUGGCUGCUAAGGACGAGCGAGCUCACCUGGAGGCCGCAGCCGCCGCCGCCGCAGCGGCGGAGCACCACAGAGACCGUGAAGCCGGACCAAGCUCUCUGUCCAACGGGGACAAGGGUCGCUCAGCAGACUACCUCAGCAACGGCAAGAAGAGGAAAGCCGACGAGAAGGAGUUCAUGACCGACUAUGGCAGCGAUGCGGAUAAGAGUGAUGAUAAUUUGGUGGUGGAUGAGGAUCCGUCGUCCCCCCGCAGUGUGCAGUCCUACUCGUCCAGGGAGAACGGCCUGGACAAGAUGCCCCCCUCCCGUAAGGAGGCCCCCCCUCAAGCAAGCCCCGCCUCCCUCGCCUCCUCGAGCAGCGCGCCCUCCCCAUCUCGUGGCAAAGAGCCCCCGCAGAGGGAGAAGUCCAGCACUCCGGGUAUGAAGCCAGGGACCCCCAUGUCUCAAGACUCCAGCACCCCGGGACCCAGCGGACCUCCGCAGUUCAGACCCGUCCCCGGCAAGCCCGGUGUGGACCCCCUCGCUCUGGGUCUGAGAAAACCCCUGGCGGUGCAGGGAAGCGUAUCGCCGGGGGCUUUCGGCCUGCCUCCGGGGGUCAACGGGGACCUGGGCGGGGCGGCGGGUUACGGCGCAUGUCUCCACUUAGUCUCCCCCCAGAUGAACGGAGCCGCAGUGGCGGCUGCAGCAGCUGCCGCCGGCUACGGCCGGUCUCCUGUGGUGGGCUAUGAGUCCCCACACCCACACAUGAGGGUCCCCGGGCUGCCUGCCAGCCUGCAGUCAGCCUCCUCCGGAAAACCCGCCUACUCGUUCCACGUGAGCGCCGACGGCCAGAUGCAGCCGGUGCCCUUUCCCCCCGACGCCCUGCUGGGCCCGGGCAUCCCUCGCCACGCCCGCCAGAUCCACACCCUGAGCCACGGCGAGGUGGUCUGUGCCGUCACCAUCAGCACCUCCACGCGCCACGUCUACACCGGGGGCAAGGGCUGCGUCAAGGUGUGGGACAUCAGCCAGCCCGGAAGCAAGAGCCCCAUGGCCCAGCUGGACUGCCUGAACCGGGACAACUACAUCCGCUCCUGCAAGCUGCUCUCGGACGGACGGACCUUGAUCGUCGGCGGGGAGGCCAGCACGCUGUCCAUCUGGGAUUUGGCCACGCCCACUCCCCGCAUCAAGGCGGAGCUGACGUCGUCCGCUCCCGCCUGCUACGCUCUGGCCAUCUCCCCCGACAACAAGGUCUGCUUCUCCUGCUGCAGCGACGGCAACAUCGUGGUCUGGGACCUUCACAACCAGACGCUGGUCAGGCAGUUCCAGGGCCACACGGACGGAGCGAGCUGCAUCGACAUCUCCAACGACGGCACCAAGCUGUGGACGGGGGGGCUGGACAACACGGUGCGCUGCUGGGACCUCCGGGAGGGACGGCAGCUCCAGCAGCACGACUUCACCUCGCAGAUCUUCUCUCUGGGCUACUGUCCGACAGGCGAGUGGCUGGCGGUGGGAAUGGAGAGCAGCAACGUGGAAGUCCUGCACGUCUCCAAGCCCGACAAGUACCAGCUGCACCUCCACGAGAGCUGCGUUCUGUCCCUCAAGUUCGCCUACUGCGGUAAAUGGUUUGUGAGCACGGGCAAAGAUAACCUCCUGAAUGCAUGGCGGACACCUUACGGAUCCAGCAUAUUCCAGUCGAAGGAGUCUUCGUCGGUUCUCAGCUGCGAUAUCUCCCCUGACGACCAGUUCAUAGUCACCGGCUCCGGGGACAAGAAGGCCACAGUCUAUGAAGUAAUCUACUGAACUGUGACUGGCUGAAGAAGAAGGAAAAAAAAACUAAUAAUAAGGGGGUGGGGCCAGGGCUCCCUCCUGCACCAAUGACUGUACAGAGCGCCGGUGGCAUGGAAAACAAGAGACACUCGACUUGUAUUUUGUUGUUUUGUUUACGUUUGUGAAAGAGAAGCAAGCGGGCACAAAGUCACAUCUCUGGAAAAAAAAAGAAACUUUGUUUUUAACGCUCUGAGAACGCUGGUUAGUCUAUAGCUGCGCAAUGGUGGGAUUCCUCCAAAGAACUUUUGAUUUUGUUCAUUUUUGUUGUUCCCUUUUUUUUAACAAAAUAAAACCUCUGUAGUGAACAAGAAAUUAGCAACAAAAAAAAACGUAUUUUUUUAGCCUUUUUUUUUUUUUUCGCAAACUGUUGGACGGCAACGAGUGGAAAAAGACGUGGUACUGAGGAAGUAAGAGAGGGGUUUGGGGGGGUGGAAACGACAUCUUAAUGGAAGAAUAAUCCAAAUUCUGUUCUGGUCCGGCUCCAGGCAGCAGGAUCGUGUGUUGUGAGGUUCCAGCUAUGUCUGUUUUUCGCGGAGCGUCAGCAGCAACAUGAUUGUAUCAUCUCUAGAAUAGAGGUGACAGAACAGGGCUCCGUUUUUCCUCCAAAGCGCCCUGAGAGUUUCUUUGUUCCUUUUUUUUUCUCUCUAUAAAAGAACAAAUCCAGACUUAUUGUGCCGGUGUUUUUUGAGGGAAAACCCCCCUGGAACAGAAAACCAUGACCCCCGAGGACACGGGACCGCAGCCAGCUCAAACCGCUCACUACUGGCACUCUUCAAGUUUUGUGGAUGUUGCCUCCGCUAUGUCACCAUCAUCCUUGUCACUCAAUAUGAAAUGUUUUCUUUUUUUAAUUCAUUAGGGCACAUAUAGGCAGACAGGUAUUUUCACAACUGCUUCAUGAACCUUGAACCUUGCUAUACAUGGACAUGUAAAUAAAGUUCUCUAAAGGCAAACGAG